AUGGCGCUAGCCUCGGCCGCGGGAGAUGAUUGCCGCAAAUUCUGCCUCGACGAUGGCCAGGACUGGACGGUCAAGUGCGCCUGGUCGAAGUGCGCUAGAUGCGGUGCUUGCGCCUCGUUGGCGAACUGCAGGCCCUCCUGCGCCACCAACACAAAGGGCUGGGACAAAAAGUGCGGCUGGUCGGCCUGCGGUGGCUGCUCCGAGUGCACGGCGGCGCCCCCGCUGCCUGCGCCGGCGCCCGGCGAAUGCAAGGCCUCCUGCGCCACCAACACAAAGGGCUGGGACAAAAAGUGCGGCUGGUCGGCAUGUGAAGGCUGCUCCGAGUGCACGGCGACGCCCCCGCCGCCUGCGCCGGAGCCCGGCAAAUGCAAGGCCUCCUGCGCCACCAACACAAAGGGCUGGGACAAAAAGUGCGGCUGGUCGGAAUGUGAAGGCUGCUUGGCGUGCACGCAACCUUCGGCGCCGCCGCCGCCGCCGCCGUCACCCCCACCAAAGCUGUGCUCGCCUUUGAUCUCCGCAAACGCCCUCACCAAGUGCUACGACCCGGCGCUCUUCGUGGGCUUCACUGCCGACGAGGCGGCUUGCAGGAGCAAAUGCGAGGCGAUGCCGUCGUGCAACUUCUACGCGGUGUGGACCACAAACUGGUGCCGGCUGACAGAGACGUGCAACACAUGGAGCGGAACUGACCC
This is a messenger RNA of Emiliania huxleyi CCMP1516, 689 nucleotides long. RefSeq lists its product as hypothetical. Lineage: Eukaryota; Haptophyta; Isochrysidales; Noelaerhabdaceae. The transcript has a single exon. The annotation marks the transcript as partial. The record is from RefSeq and is a predicted model, not a curated record.